UGUUUAAAAAACAGUGUGAAGAAGUUGCUCAUGAAAGCAACCCACCAACCUCCACUUGCUCCCUAUUCAUGCACCAUACUCUUGUAUAAAUACCAUCUCUUUCAACUCCCAAAAUCAGACCUUCUGAUCUUUCUCUCAAAAAUUUCAAAUUUCUUUAAUCUUCGAUUUUCCAAAUGGGUAUCCCUCGAUUUCAGAGAACAGUAGUCCCUCUUUUCUUUCUAAGUUUUCUCUUAUUAACCUUAGCUAAUUCGUGUCUAGCUGCAAGAACACUAACUUCAUUGUACCAACCGCCACCCUUGUCUCUGACAUACCAUAACGGUGCUUUGCUUGAAGGAAACCUUCAUGUCUCCAUUCUCUGGUAUGGCCAAUUUUCACCAUCUCAAAAAUCUAUAAUUGCAGAUUUUCUUCUCUCUCUAAAUCCAUCGGCUCCUUCAACUUCUUCUACACAACCUUCAGUCUCUUACUGGUGGAAAUUAAUCCAAACCUACCUCAAAAAAGCUGGCAAAAGAGAGACUCAUAUACUUCUGUCAACCCAAAUUUAUGAUACAAACUGCUCCUUAGGCAAAAUCUUGGAGAAAUCUCAGAUAACCGAGUUGGCCACCAAGGUUAACUCGAAACCCGGUGGUUUAACCCUCGUCUUAACAGCUGAAGACGUUGCCGUCGAAGGAUUUUGCAUGAGUAACUGCGGGUUUCAUGGCUCAAACACUAAACACGAGUCGCCUUUUAUAUGGGUCGGGAACUCGGUGACUCAAUGCCCUGGUCAAUGUGCAUGGCCGUUUCACCAACCUAUAUAUGGACCACAAACGACACCACUAGGUGCACCGAACGGCGACGUAGGUGUAGAUGGCAUGAUCAUAAAUAUAGCCGGUAGUUUAGCAGGUACUAUAACGAACCCAUUCGGGAACGGUUAUUACAUAGACUCCGGUGGCGUCCCAAUGGAAGCGGCUUCGGCUUGCACAGGGAUGUACGGGAAAGGAGCAUACCCAGGUUAUGCUGGGGAGCUUUUAGUGGAUUCUAGCAGCGGUGCUAGCUAUAAUGCUGUGGGCGUCCAUGGAAGGAAGUAUCUGUUACCCGCUUUGUUUAAUCCUUUGACUUCCGAAUGUUCUCCUAUUGUGUGAGCUAGGUGCUUCGGAUAUCGUGGCACUUUGCGAUUGGUGAUGGUCUGCUCUACAGCUGUGCUAUUGUACAUGUGUAUGUAUCUGAAAACCGUAAAAAUAAAUAAAUUCCCAAAUUAAAAAAAAAGUAUUUCCUUGCGUGGGUUUCUGGUUAGGGUUAUUAAACUUGGGCGGGCCGUCCAUUUCUAUUGGGCCAUGCAGUAUAUACUAAUUAUAUGUGGCCCAUAGCAAAAUGU
This is a messenger RNA of Manihot esculenta (cassava), 1351 nucleotides long. Its product is annotated as protein PHOSPHATE-INDUCED 1. The transcript has a single exon. Lineage: Eukaryota; Viridiplantae; Streptophyta; Magnoliopsida; Malpighiales; Euphorbiaceae. Bases 174 to 1118 code for a protein of 314 amino acids. The record is from RefSeq and is a predicted model, not a curated record.